This is a messenger RNA of Trifolium pratense (red clover), 2090 nucleotides long. Its product is annotated as AP2-like ethylene-responsive transcription factor AIL5. The transcript is spliced from 9 exons. Gene Ontology annotation, biological process: regulation of DNA-templated transcription. Gene Ontology annotation, molecular function: DNA binding; DNA-binding transcription factor activity. The record is from RefSeq and is a predicted model, not a curated record. Lineage: Eukaryota; Viridiplantae; Streptophyta; Magnoliopsida; Fabales; Fabaceae. The coding region runs from base 199 to 1719 and encodes 506 amino acids.
ACCACCUCUAUAUCUGUGUCAUAAUCUCACAAACUUCUUCUUCAUCAAAUCAAACCAAUCUCUCUCUCUUCUCACAAAAUAUAGAUUAUAGAUUCUAUAAAAGAUUGCAGUUUCCAACGAAACCAACUAAACUAAGGUAACUUGAUAAACGCCAUCGAUCUUUCACGUUCAUAUAAAACAUCCAAAAAACUCACUAAUAUGGACUCAUCCUCUUCUUCACCCCCCACAAAUACUAACAACACCUCCCUCGCUUUCUCUCUUUCCAAUACUAUUAUUCCUUCACACUCUUCUUCUUCUUCCUCUUUUUUCCACUCCUUCACCACUUUUCCAUCCUCAACACCACAACCUCUCACUCUCACAGGAAGCAACGCAGUGAACACAUCACCGGAUGCAACAGACGGUGGAACUACCAACCUCUCCAUAUUCACCGGCGGACAUAAGUUUGAGGAUUUCUUAGGAAGCACCGUCACAACAACAACCGCCACCACGUGUGCACCAACACAGCUUCAUCAGUUUUCCACCGACUUAUAUGAUUCGGAGCUGAAGAAAACAAUAUCAGCUUGUCUCCAAGGUGGUUACCCCGCCGAACCAAACUCCGAACCUCGGAAACUGUCUCCCAAGAAAACCGUUGAUAACUUCGGCCAACGUACUUCUAUCUAUCGCGGCGUCACCCGGCAUAGAUGGACCGGGAGAUAUGAAGCACAUCUAUGGGACAAUAGUUGCAGAAGGGAAGGACAAAGUAGAAAAGGAAGACAAGUUUAUUUGGGUGGCUAUGACAAGGAAGAGAAAGCAGCUAGAGCUUAUGAUCUUGCUGCUCUCAAGUACUGGGGUCCAACCACCACCACCAACUUUCCAAUUUCCAACUAUGAGAAGGAACUUGAUGACAUGAAGAACAUGACUAGACAAGAGUUUGUUGCUUCACUCCGAAGGAAGAGCAGUGGUUUUUCAAGAGGAGCAUCAAUUUACAGAGGAGUAACAAGACACCAUCAGCAUGGUAGAUGGCAGGCUAGAAUAGGCAGAGUUGCCGGAAACAAAGACCUUUACCUUGGCACUUUCAGCACACAAGAAGAAGCUGCAGAAGCAUAUGAUAUAGCAGCAAUCAAAUUCAGAGGACUAAAUGCAGUGACAAACUUUGACAUGAGUCGCUACGACGUAAAAAGCAUUGCAAAUAGUUCUCUUCCCAUAGGUGGUUUAUCUAACAAGAACAACAAAAAUUCAACAGAUUCAUCAGUAUCAGAAAUCAAACGCCUCGAACCAAUUCAAUCCGAUGAAAGAGAUCAUCCAUCUUCAGUUUCAUCCACAACAACCUUAAGCUUCGCGAUUCCUAUCAAACAAGAUCCUUCUUCAGAUUACUGGUCCAACAUUCUCGGAUUCCAUAAUACUAGUAAUAAUAAUAAUUCUAGUGUUGUUACUACCACACCCUUCAACAUGGAUUUUUCUACUCAUGCAUCUGAUAAUCACGACGCAACGUUUUUCGGUGGAUCAGGUAUCUUAAAUGUUCAUCAACAAAAUGGAAAUGGAAAUAAUAGUUCUUCAUCUGCAUCUUCUUCAACAAGUAAUUCAAUUCCAUAUGCUACACCAAUAUUUUCUUUAAAUAGUAAUAGUAACAGUAACAGUAGUUAUGAUCAGAAUGGAAAUAACUGGAUUGGACACACAAUAUUCCAAACACAUGCAAAACAACCAAGUCUAUUUCAAACACCAAUAUUUGGAAUGGAAUGAGCUCAUGCAGCAUUAGGUGAUGAGAAUCUGUGCAUAUAAUAAUAAUAAUAAUGAUGAUGAUGGAUGAUGAAAGUGUUGAAGGAAAGGACAAUGGUGUAGUGAUGGUGUUUGUGUAAGCAUGCAAUGGAGUAGAAAAGAGGAGAAAGACUAGUCUUAGCUAUUGCUGACACUGUACUAACUCAAAGUUCCUUUGUUUGUUUUUAAGUUAUGAAUUUUUAUGUUUUUACUUUUUUGAAUUUUUGCUUUUUGUUCAUGUUUAUAUACUGACAUGAUUUAUGAGUAUAAUGGGAAAUAAAUCCUUUUGUAAUCUAUUUCAUUUUGUUGGUAUCAAAUUGCCAUAUACGUGAAAUUUAAGCCAUUCAAUGCUCUGU